ACCUUCCAACAUUCUAGCACAUAUAAACCGCUAGUCUUUCUUCAAAGUGGGACGGGUCUUCUCUCACGAUAAGGGUCCCCGUUAGAUACAUAUUCACGUUCGCCGCUUGUCCAUGUCCGUACUUCAAAGAUUGCGGCCUCGAGUGGCCCAUAUACAAGGGCGGACAAAUGUGGUCUUCUCACCGGACGGAAGCCGAAUAUUGAGCGUUGGGGACGACGCAAUUUUACGAAUCGUAUCGACGACAGCGGUUCGUGAUGGGGACGAAGAGGAUGAGGACGCCAUAAAGGUCGAGCAACAUAAAGGGGCGAUCACAUGUAUACAUGUCGACAGCGAACGGAUCGUGACAGGAUCUGAGGAUCAUUCCGUCUGUCUAUACUCUCUACCAACUGGUCAAUAUCAACGUCUGCUUCUGCGCUGCACUCUCACAGUUCGAGAUGUGGUUUUGCGACCAGGAAGACAUGGAACUAAUAAAGCACAAUGGGCAGCGAUAGCGUCAGAUGAGCUAGAUAUCAAACUGGUAGAUACGGAAGACAUCACGAAUAUCAUGACGCUGAGAGGUCAUCGUCGGGGUUUAAAGUCUCUAUCAUUUGACUCUCGUGGGGAGUUCUUGGUCUCUGCCGGAUCAGAUGGCGAGUUGAUGGUUUGGGACCUACGAGGAGAGAAACCCAAGUGUGAGCGGGUCCUGCGUUCAAUAAUUGCCACGUCAGAUCCAGAAACCAACGAAUACUGUCGAAUGUCGUGGCAUUCCUCGGGGAAACAUUUCGCAAUACCGGGCAAGCUGGGUGAUACCGUUAUAUUAGAAGCCUAUACCUGGAGGCAUCUGUAUUCUCUGAAAGAAGCAAAUCAGAGUGAUUGUAUUGCACUCGUGGCCUGGUCUAAUAGUGGAUCUUUGCUGGCUACCGUGACCGUGCAAGGACGCCUGUGCAUAUGGAAGCCAGAUGACGAUAGAAAAAACCCACUCUUCAGAGAUCAGGCAAAGUGCCGCAUAACGGGGUUGGCGUGGCAUCCGAAGGCGGAUGAUCUAUGCAUGACUGACGAGCUUGGUAGAAUGUCAUAUUGGGCAAAUGCUGUACCGGCGUCCGCACAGGAAAAGGGAGAGCUGGAAAGACUCUUUGAAGAGGAGGCGAUGGAAGUAGAUGAAGGCGAUGAGCAGCGAAGCGACACGCCCGGGAAGAAAGAUGACGAACUUGCACAAUACAAUGCCUCCAUGCUUGAUGACUUUGGGGAGGACGAGAAUCCGGACGACUUUGUAGUGGACGACGAUGGUGCCGGAUACGCAAAUCCUCUGGAUAAGCCUGGUCAGCUCAAAAAGUAUUAUGAAAAAGGAAGGGCGAAGGUACUUGCCGACCUCGAGCGAGAAUAUGGUGGUCGACGACAGAUGGACCUGUCGGGUCUUGAGGUACAGGAAGCUUUCCAACCCGGUGCAACACCUUUGCAGGCCGACCGAAGAUACUUAGCUUUCAACAUGGUCGGUGUGAUCUACACCAUUGAUUUACACACCCACCACAACGUGAACGUGGAAUUUCACGACCGAUCCAUACGCCCGUUUCAUUUCACCGAUUACCACAACUACAGCAUGGCGUGCCUUGGAGAAUCAGGAGCAUGCUUUGCUUCCGAAGCAAGUAGCGGAAAUCCGAGCACCCUUUUUUACAGACCUUUUGACACAUGGGCGACGAAAGCGGAUUGGACAAUGCACUUCCGAGAAACAGAAAGUGUUAAAGCCAUCGCAAUCACAAGUAGCGGCCCUGUUGCAGCGACGAGCCAGCGAUACUUGCGAUUUUUUUCGUACAGCGGAUUGCAAACAUUUGUCAUGUCGCUACCUGGUCCCGUGGUGACUAUGACCGGCAAGGGAGAUUGGCUGUUAAUUAUCUACCAUGCGGGAGGUGUAUACCAUGGUGAACAGAAUCUUGCUUAUAUGCUGUUCCAUGUCCCGACCAAAAAAUCGGUUCGACGGGAUGGUUUACCAAUCUCGCCAGGGUCCACCUUGCAAUGGGCUGGCAUUUCGGACUUGGGGAUACCAGCAGUAUACGACUCCGCCGGUGUCCUGCGCAAUCUAAUGCGACAUAAUGACUUUGCCUGGGUUCCAGUUCUCGAUUCACGAAUCGUGCGCGGCGAAAAACAAGAGUGGUAUUGGCCGGUGGAAGUGAUGGAGGAUCGAUUGAUGUGCAUCACAUGCAAAGGACUAGACCGGUCACCACCCUUUCCGCGCCCUUUGAUGAGCGAUAUACCCCUGCAAGCGCCGUUUCUCGACAUGGAUACACCCAAUGGUGUUGAGGAAGAAAAGCUCUUCCGUCUUUCAGUUCUCUCUAGCCAUAAUCGUGGGGAAGCGGAGGAAAGAGGAGAGGUCGAUUUGCGAGAAAAAGAUCUGCUUAAACAGGACGUGGAGAUGGACAAGAUUAUAGUUAAAUUGAUUCUGACUGCCUGUAAAGCGGAGAAGGUCCAGCGGGCUUUGGAUCUUUGUGGCAGUCUGCAUACUAUUAAAGCAAUCGACGGAGCGAUUAAAAUUGCUGUUAUGCAUCACUUACCUGCGCUUGCUGAGAGAAUGAAUAUCGUGAAGGAGGGGCGGCUUCGACAAGAAAGGCAAUCUGAAGAGAGGCGACUGAGGCAGUCAUUUCAAACGGCGUCUACGCCGCACAGUGGAAUAUCUGCAGUUUUGUCUGCGAUGGACAGCGAUGUCGGACGAAACGGUAGUCAAGCUAGGGUGCGCUCUGACGAGAUGCCUCCUCCGGUUCCCGUCAGAAUCCGGAAUAGUAGAGGUCGAACGUCAUCAGGAGGAAUCGCCAAGGAAACCUCUGCGUGCCCGGAUAAGGUAGACGUCACCGACGAACUGGAACCCAGCGAAAAGUCUGAGGCGACAUCAACAGUAAAGGAAGGCCGCAAUUCCACACAUGCGGUCUCUGGAAGCACAUCCGAGAAUGAUACCCGGGGAACCACCUCCCAUGUGCGCAACCCUUUUGCUGUAGGAGGUAUCUCUAAACCACCAGCGAUGAACGGGAGUAAAAACCUUUUUGAUGCAAUCAAAGGAGUGACCAGUGCGAAGAGAGCUGACGCUGAUGCAAAGGGCAGGGAGAAUGAGGACAAUGCGAGAAAACGAAAGAAUCAAACAACCUUGUUUGGCAUUUCUAGGAAAGACGAGGAUGGAGUGCCCCCGAAUGAGAAAAGGGCAAGAAGGACCGAAAAGAAGCAUGCAUCAAUAGAUGACAAUGAUGUUCGAUCCAGUGACAACCAAAUGAAAGGUGCUGUUCAUGCUAUCACUAGCUUCUUUGGCCGGACGGUAAAUGAGGACGGACCAGCGGAUGACAGACCAGAGGAUGACAUGACUGUUGACGAUGGUACAGAAGAGAUGGAGUCGGUCACAGAACAAACCAAGACAAGCGAACCCAAUGUAACAGAUGACAAGGAAAACGAGGAAAUAACAAUAGCUGAUGACGACGACGGUGCAAAGCGUCACUUGGGUAAAUUCAAGUUUGACCGGAAGGGAAAGGGAAUUGCCAAAGGUUUUUGACCGGAAGGGAAAGGGAAUU
This is a messenger RNA of Spizellomyces punctatus DAOM BR117, 3524 nucleotides long. Its product is annotated as chromatin-binding protein CTF4. Gene Ontology annotation, biological process: mitotic cell cycle; DNA-templated DNA replication; DNA repair. The transcript is spliced from 24 exons. Gene Ontology annotation, cellular component: nuclear replication fork. Bases 113 to 3505 code for a protein of 1130 amino acids. Gene Ontology annotation, molecular function: protein binding; chromatin binding. The record is from RefSeq and is a predicted model, not a curated record. Lineage: Eukaryota; Fungi; Chytridiomycota; Chytridiomycetes; Spizellomycetales; Spizellomycetaceae.